This is a messenger RNA of Aspergillus versicolor CBS 583.65, 1017 nucleotides long. RefSeq names its product aldo/keto reductase. Lineage: Eukaryota; Fungi; Ascomycota; Eurotiomycetes; Eurotiales; Aspergillaceae. The coding region runs from base 1 to 1017 and encodes 338 amino acids. The record is from RefSeq and is a predicted model, not a curated record. The transcript is spliced from 3 exons.
AUGGAGUAUACACGCGUGGGUGAUUCCGGUCUUUACGUCUCCAAGGUCAUUCUCGGGACAGCGAGCUAUGGAUCUUCUCGCUGGCAGGAAUGGGUUCUCGAAGAGGAGGCAGCGCUUCCUCUACUAAAACAUGCAUUUGACGUGGGCAUAAAUACUUGGGAUACGGCCGAUGUAUACUCAAAUGGCCGAUCCGAGGAGAUUAUUGGCAAGGCUCUGAAAAUGUACGGCAUUCCUCGCGAGCAAGUAGUUAUCCUCUCCAAGAUAUUCUACGCGCUUGACCCGGACGGCCAGUGUCCAAUUUCCUCCCUGAACGACAAGACCAAGCGCCACCUGGUAAAUCGCGUCGGGCUAUCACGCAAGCAUAUUCUGGCCGCGGUUGUAGAGAGCACACAGCGCCUCGGGACGUACAUUGACGUCUUGCAGAUUCAUAGGCUUGACCGAGAGUGCAAUCUAAACGAGACAAUGAAGGCGUUGCACGACGUUGUGGAGAGCGGGCAGGUGCGCUACCUAGGAGCAAGCUCUAUGGCAGCGUGGGAGUUUCAAAAGCUCCAGUACAUUGCAGAGAAGAAUGGAUGGCACAAGUUCAUUUCCAUGCAGAACUACCACAACCUUCUUUAUUGGGAGGAGGAGCGAGAAAUGAUCCCCUUCUGCCGGGAUAGCGGCGUCGGUCUUCUUCCUUGGAGUCCACUCGCACGCGGUGUCCUGGCUCAUCCUUGGGCGCAACGAGAGACAAAGCGAGAGCAGACAGACACGCUUUUGAAUAGCCUGGUACGAGGACGCGAGACUGCCGCUGAUGGGAUUAUAGUCAGCAGAGUGCAGGAGAUUGCAGAAAAGAGAGGAGUUAAGAUGUCAACAAUUGCCCUGUCUUGGAGUCUGCGGCAAGGUAUGUGUCCAGUCACCGGCCUGGGAAGCACUGCUCGCAUUGAUGAAGCCGUCCAGGCUGUGGCUUUUCAGCUAUCUGAUGAUGAGGCGGCGUAUCUGGAGGAACCAUACACCGCAAAGGAAGUUGCGUACUGA